GCAUAUUUUUCUGUGGUGAAGAAAACGAUCUUAUCCAAUCACGUCGAAGUUUACUUGCCCUCAUGGAAGUUGGAGGAAAACAUUAAAAAUCUAGACCAUUGAAAGGAUGUCAUCCAAUUGCAGUGUGACCACAUUACAGCUGGACUCAGUGAGCCAGGCAGAAUGCCCCCCUGUUCACCUGCUGCCCUGUGAGAUAGAACAUGACGGGCCUGCAGAGGUGUCCCAGUUCUUCACAGCCACCAUCAAAGACCGAAAACAUGAGAAAACGGUGUCGUUCAGGGGUCGUGGGUUAAAAGGUCAGGAGGUCAGCUGUCCGCAGGGCUACACAGGCCUGGUGCUGAGAGAGGUCAACAAAUCAGGCUCUGACCAGGAGGACAGGACUGUGAAAGUGUCCUCAGUGUUCCAUAAAGUCACCUACUGGAACCUCGAGACUUCGCCCAACUCUGAUGACGGCAUCGUCAUGGCAAUGGCCUGGCCGGAUCUGGCAGAAGCGAUACAUGGGCCGGUGGAUGACUGACAUGGAAGAGGCCAAAGCAAAGAAGAUCAAUCCCUUCUCUACCCUCCUUUUCAUGCUGCAGCCUGAAGACUGCCUCU
Salvelinus sp. IW2-2015 is the source of this 594-nucleotide messenger RNA. RefSeq names its product ribonuclease H2 subunit C. Gene Ontology annotation, cellular component: ribonuclease H2 complex. Lineage: Eukaryota; Metazoa; Chordata; Actinopteri; Salmoniformes; Salmonidae. Gene Ontology annotation, biological process: RNA catabolic process. The record is from RefSeq and is a predicted model, not a curated record.